AUGAUACUUUUGUUAAUUGAGUUAUCAAUUUUGCCAAUAAUUUUGUCAUACAUUGAUCUAGAUACAAGCUUUACUAAUCAUAGAUUUGCAGCUGCUGAUAUCAAUGGUAAGAAGAAUAAUAUCUAGGUUGGCAAUUCGGUUACGAACUGAACAAUGAUGAUGCAGUUUCAGUUAAAGGAUUAACUUAGGAUAAAAAUAUUGACUUAGAAAGAAGCGAAUGUUUAACUAAUGAUGGAUAGUGCACUGAUCCAAAUGCCAUUUAAUAUGUCGGUUUAGGAAUUGUAGGAUAUACGGGAGGGUCUGUUAAGGUUUUUGAGAAUUUACCUCCCCAUUGUCAAAUUUAUUUUUCUGCUGAAAUGGCUGUGUAUAAAAAAUGAUAUAUCAUAUGUUAGAAAAGGGUUGGAAAUUUCAAUCGGGAAAAUUAUUGUUAUGAUAGACUCUUUACCUGUUGUUAUCUAUACAAUAAAUCCAUAAAAUGAUGGUUUAUUUUAUGAAGCAACUACAAUAUAAGGAAUUUACUCUCAUUAUUAGCCGUUUUUACUUUUUAGCUUUCAUGCUGGUUUUGGAAGUUAUGAAAAAUCUAUGGGAAUUCGAAACAUCAACAUUAAAUAUACACCUUGUCCUGCUGGAUGCUUAAUUUGUUCCAUAACAGAAGUUUAACUCUAAUGUUCUUAAUGGGUUCUGAAUUAUGAAGGAAUGCGUCUCAAUUCUUAGCUUCUUAGUAAUGAUGGUUGGUAAAUAACUAAGUCGAAAGAAAUAUUUAAGAUGUUAACUUAAGAUUUAAAUACAAUAUCCUAUUCAUUUUGCUUAUCAUCUGGAUUAGGUCCUUUUGGAUAAGAUUAAGAUGUCAUAAAGACUUUAUUUUUGGAUCCACAUUAUGAAGUGAGAUUUAAUUUCUACAUAAUAACAUUGUUAACUCAAUUAAGACUUUAACCAGUGGUUGUAGUUCGAAUAGAUGGACUUGAAGUUUAUUAGUUCAAUUUUUAAAAUCCAGAGUUUCUGAUUAACUUCUGUUAAUGGGAAUCCUAUCAACGUUCUGUUAGAUAAUAAUAAAAAGCAAUAAAAAAAGUAGAUUUUACCUUAAAAAACACCAACCGUAAGAUCACUUUUUCACUUAGAAUGUAAACCAUUACUUUACCAAUAAUUAUUGACUAAUUUAUUUUAAAAGAUUUUUAAGUUUAUAUUAAAAAAUGUUAUUAAGAACCUAACUUUAAUUGUGAUGAAUGUGUAGGUCCUGAAAAGAAAGAUUGCAUAUAGAGGGCUAAAAUAGUCAAUUUUUAAUAGAUUGCUGCUCUAGAUUUGACAGCAGGUCAUGGAUGGUAAGUUAUAUUACCAGAAUCUGGUGGUAUUUAAACUUGCAAUAGUAGAAAUUAUUUUGGUUUGGAUUAAACUAAAGUUAUGAAUUCAUACAUUUAAAAGUUUUUUACUAUUAAUGAUCCUCAUACAGAUAUUGAGAUAUCUUUUAUCAUUUAAAAAAUAGAUAAAUAUACAUCUGAAAAUUUUCAAAUUUAUUUAGAUGAAGUUCUUAUUGAUGAAAUACAAUUUUCAACUAUUGAUUAUCAAUAUAGUUAUUGUGGUUCUGAACUUGAUGACGAUGGUUAAAUGCUUUAUACUAAGAAGAUUGCACAUUCCCGUACAUUAUCUCUCAUUUAAAUCAAAUCAACCUAAACAACAGCUGAUGGUAUUAAUUUCAUUAAAUUUAGGUGUUUUUGGAAUAUACAAUUUCAAACUCAAAAUAAAAAAUGGAAAGGAAUCCAAAGAUUUAUUCGAUGAUUUAUCCAUUAACCCUAAUUUUGCUUCAAAUCAAUGGAAUCAGUGGAUGAUUACUUAAUUUUCUAAUGACCUUAAUUAAUAUUUUUGUGAUAGUUCUGUUACAUUAAUAGGAAAACUAUAGCCAGAAAUGUAAAUAAGAAGAUUUAUCUAAAAUAUUGUUAUUCAUACUUAAAUAAGGAUUCAAUUUACUAUUUAUUUAUUCACAAGUAGUUUUAAUGAUAAAAGUUUAAGUCUAAUCCUUAAUAAUUAAACUGUUUGGGAUUAAAAUAUUGGUUGGUAUACUUAAAAAGCUUGUGAUGACAAUUUAGAUACGUUUGUUGUUAAAGAAGAUAUAAUAUUAGAUCAUGAUUUAGAUUAUGCUUUCUUAAUUUGGAGUAGUAAUGUAUAAGAUCUAAGUGCAUCAUGGGGAAUUGCAGACUUUAAAUUAUAUAUUUCAUGA
Messenger RNA from Paramecium pentaurelia, 2212 nucleotides. NCBI's taxonomy places the organism in Eukaryota, Ciliophora, Oligohymenophorea, Peniculida, Parameciidae. The record is from the annotation of a GenBank genome assembly.